CUAGAAAAAAACCCCUAGAAACUAGCAACUCCACCUUCAACCGAGAGGGGUCAGCAGAGAGCUUCUGGAUUUCAUAGAACCCGGAAGCUGCUGCCUUGUGACGUUUCCUCCCACUUCAGUCGCUGCGGUUUGUUUUCUUGGAACGUACCAAAAGCAAGAGGGGGGAGGACAGAAAAGAAGCAAAAGGAAAGAGGUGAAAAGCGGGGCCUGUUCAUAAACAGAAUAGGAGAGCGUCACACUAUAAUACCGACAUAUAUAUUUAAGAGGACGCAGAGGAAAGAAUAGUGUCAGCUUCUUCCGAAAAUAUAAAUGGAGGUUUGGGGUCUGUCCCCUCCCGUCCUGCUUCCGUUGGCCUGGUCCAAAGGUUAAGUUGUUCGCCCGGAGACGCAGCAAAAGUAGAGAGAAGGCUAGCUGUUUACCUUUGCAAAAGUCAAGAUGAACUGUCGCUCAGAGGUGCUGGAGAUAUCAGUUGAGGGCCGCCAAAUUGAGGAGGCCAUGCUGGCUGUUUUGCACACCAUCUUGCUCCAUCGCAGCACAGGGAAGUUCCAUUACAAGAAGGAAGGGACCUAUUCUAUUGGGACAGUUGGCACACAAGACGUUGACUGUGACUUCAUUGACUUCACCUAUGUCAGGGUCUCUUCAGAGGAACUUGACCGGGCAUUGAGAAAAGCUGUUGGGGAAUUUAAGGAUGCACUGCGGAAUUCAGGCAACGAUGGGAUGGGCCAGAUCUCCCUAGAGUUUUACCAGAAGAAAAAAUCACGAUGGCCCUUUUCGGAUGAGUGCAUCCCUUGGGAAGUUUGGACAAUCAAAGUGAACGUGGUGAGCCUAGCUAACGAACAGGAGCGACAGAUCUGUCGGGAGAAGGUGGGUGAGAAACUCUGUGAAAAAAUCAUCAACAUUGUGGAAGUGAUGAACCGGCACGAAUACCUGCCCAAGAUGCCUACGCAGUCUGAGGUGGACAAUGUCUUUGAUACAGGACUGCGGGAUGUCCAGCCCUACUUGUACAAGAUUUCUUACCAGAUCACUGACUCACUGGGAACCUCUGUCACUACCACCAUGCGGCGCCUCAUCAAAGACACCCUGGCACUUUGACAUCCAUGGGAUGCUGGAGCUGACAUUUUAGGGAAGCAACAUAAACAGCUGGCUUUUUGCUGUCACCAAGUCCCUAAACCAAACCAGCACUCCUCCUAGAAAAUCCAGGAGUGUCCUAUUCUGUUUCAUGAGCGCCACAACCACAAGACUGGAACUAGCUUUGUGCACUACACCUUGACAUCCCAGGCUCCCUCCCUCAUAAUAGGGAAUGAAAACUAGGAUUCCUCCUUCAGUCUUCUUUUUCAGUUGUCUUUGCUCCAUUAAAUGAACUCCACUGCAUAUCUUUAUAGGCAAAAAUGGAAUGAAUAUGUUGUGACUAUUUUCCUAAUGUAUUCUGUGUGAUAGUUCCAAGACUGGUGCUCAUCGUGAGCCCUAAAACUGAAGUUAGAUCAAAUGCCUUGAUUUCUUGAUUGUGGGAUCUUUUGCAAACAGGAAUCUACCAAGUUGGUAUUAUCUUCCAUGGAAAAAUGGGUGCAUUUCUUGCUGACAACUUACCCUUCUGUUCCUUGACCAGCUUCUGGCUUUAGGAUAAUUUAUCUGAUUAAACAACACUGUCCCUUGUGUAUAAGAGUUCCAGGGCAGUCAGGUAUAAAGGCCUUGGGAUCCACACUAUUCUUAUGGACCUUAGCUUCAGGAAAGAAAUAUUUCAGCAUGUCUCAAACCCAUGGUUCCUAUUCCUUAGGGGCAACUUGCAUUUUUAGAGGAGCUGAAGAUCCUCUAUGUCUUCUAUAUGUUUUUCCGUUGUAAAAUUGUGUAUUAAAAUAAUAUGAGAAUUAAAAACAAAGCCUAAAAACAUA
Anolis sagrei ordinatus is the source of this 1889-nucleotide messenger RNA. Lineage: Eukaryota; Metazoa; Chordata; Lepidosauria; Squamata; Anolidae. The record is from RefSeq and is a predicted model, not a curated record.